Messenger RNA from Solea solea (common sole), 2643 nucleotides. Its product is annotated as polyubiquitin-C-like. The transcript has a single exon. The record is from RefSeq and is a predicted model, not a curated record. Gene Ontology annotation, molecular function: ubiquitin protein ligase binding; protein tag activity. Gene Ontology annotation, biological process: modification-dependent protein catabolic process; protein ubiquitination. Lineage: Eukaryota; Metazoa; Chordata; Actinopteri; Pleuronectiformes; Soleidae. Gene Ontology annotation, cellular component: nucleus; cytoplasm. Bases 270 to 2303 code for a protein of 677 amino acids.
UGCUGCACAUGAAUAUAAAAUACUAUUACCUAUCACACACAAAUAAUAGUAUCAGACCACAAAUGUGUCCAAAUUCCUGUUAGCUCAAACUCCUGUUGAGCUAACUAUGAUCUCAUCAAAGUGACAUGAAAGGAAAAGUGAUGCAAUGUUAUAGAUCAAAGUGACUUAAAAGGAGGUAUGACACAUUCUUGUUUGAUAGAUACCUCAUAAGCACCAUUUGGACAACUCAUUAUCACAGAUUCCAUUUUGGAGGUAUUUGCUGUUUCAAAAUGCAGAUCUUUGUGAAAACUCUGACCGGUAAAACCAUUACCCUGGAGGUGGAGACCAGUGACACAAUUGAAAAUGUUAAGGCCAAAAUCCAGGAUAAGGAGGGCAUCCCUCCAGACCAACAGCGUAUAAUCUUUGCAGGCAAGCAGUUGGAAGAUGGCCGCACCCUCUCCGACUAUAACAUCCAGAAGGAGUCAACCCUCCAUCUUGUGCUACGCCUAAGAGGAGGAAUGCAGGUAUUUGUAAAGACCCUGACUGGCAAGACCAUUACCCUUGAGGUGGAGUCCAGUGACACUAUUGAAAACGUCAAGGCCAAAAUCCAGGAUAAGGAGGGCAUCCCUCCAGACCAGCAGCGCCUAAUCUUUGCUGGCAAGCAGUUGGAAGAUGGGCGCACCCUCUCCGACUACAACAUCCAGAAGGAAUCAACCCUUCAUCUUGUGCUACGCCUAAGGGGAGGAAUGCAGGUAUUUGUAAAGACCCUGACCGGCAAGACCAUUACCCUGGAGGUGGAGUCCAGUGACACCAUUGAAAACGUCAAGGCCAAAAUCCAGGAUAAGGAGGGCAUCCCUCCAGACCAGCAGCGCCUAAUCUUUGCUGGCAAGCAGUUGGAAGAUGGCCGCUCCCUCUCCGACUAUAACAUCCAAAAGGAAUCAACCCUUCAUCUUGUGCUACGCCUAAGGGGAGGAAUGCAGGUAUUUGUAAAGACCCUGACCGGCAAGACCAUUACCCUGGAGGUGGAGUCCAGUGACACCAUUGAAAACGUCAAGGCCAAAAUCCAGGAUAAGGAGGGCAUCCCUCCAGACCAGCAGCGUCUUAUCUUUGCUGGCAAGCAGUUGGAAGAUGGGCGCACCCUCUCCGACUAUAACAUCCAGAAGGAAUCAACUCUUCAUCUUGUGCUUCGCCUAAGAGGAGGAAUGCAGGUAUUUGUAAAGACCCUGACCGGCAAGACCAUUACUCUAGAGGUGGAGUCCAGUGACACCAUUGAAAACGUCAAGGCCAAAAUCCAGGAUAAGGAGGGCAUUCCUCCAGACCAGCAGCGCCUAAUCUUUGCUGGCAAGCAGUUGGAAGAUGGCCGCUCCCUCUCCGACUAUAACAUCCAGAAGGAAUCAACCCUUCAUCUUGUGCUACGCCUCAGAGGAGGAAUGCAGGUAUUUGUAAAGACCCUGACCGGCAAGACCAUUACCCUGGAGGUGGAGUCCAGUGACACCAUUGAAAACGUCAAGGCCAAAAUCCAGGAUAAGGAGGGCAUCCCUCCAGACCAGCAGCGCCUAAUCUUUGCUGGCAAGCAGUUGGAAGAUGGGCGCACCCUCUCCGACUAUAACAUCCAAAAGGAGUCAACCCUCCAUCUUGUGCUACGCCUAAGGGGAGGAAUGCAGGUAUUUGUAAAGACCCUGACUGGCAAGACCAUUACCCUUGAGGUGGAGUCCAGUGACACCAUUGAAAACGUCAAGGCCAAAAUCCAGGAUAAGGAGGGCAUCCCUCCAGACCAGCAGCGACUAAUCUUUGCUGGCAAGCAGUUGGAAGAUGGCCGCUCCCUCUCCGACUAUAACAUCCAGAAGGAAUCAACCCUCCAUCUUGUGCUACGCCUAAGGGGAGGAAUGCAGGUAUUUGUAAAGACCCUGACCGGCAAGACCAUUACCCUGGAGGUGGAGUCCAGUGACACCAUUGAAAACGUCAAGGCCAAAAUCCAGGAUAAGGAGGGCAUCCCUCCAGACCAGCAGCGCCUAAUCUUUGCUGGCAAGCAGUUGGAAGAUGGGCGCACCCUCUCCGACUAUAACAUCCAAAAGGAGUCAACCCUCCAUCUUGUGCUACGCCUAAGAGGAGGAAUGCAGGUAUUUGUAAAGACCCUGACUGGAAAGAUCAUUACCCUGGAGGUGGAGUCCAGUGACACCAUUGAAAACGUCAAGGCCAAAAUCCAGGAUAAGGAGGGCAUCCCUCCAGACCAGCAGCGACUAAUCUUUGCUUACAAGCAGCUGGAAGAUGGCCACACCCUUUCCGACUACAACAACCAGAAGGAGUUCAUCCUCCAUCUUUAGCUCUGCCUGAGAGGCAGAGCAUUAUGUUUUAAUGGUCUUACCUUGAAUGACAAGACCAUUACAAUGUCGGCAAGAAUGCAGGAUAAGGAAGUCUUUCCUCCAGAUGUGCAGUCUCAUCUUUGACAGUUAACAGCUGGGGAAUUAUGGACACUGCAAUGGAAUGCAAAAUACAAAUGAUUUGCUGUAGUUCUCAGAAUUAACUGUCAUCUCUUAAUUUACAAACAUUUCUUCUCUCUGCUGUAUAUCAAAGAGCUUUAUGUUAAUUAAUUUUCUCUUGUUUUGUGAUAACGGCCAGUUUGGGGAGAAAAAUUGGGAAUUUACAAAAACAAUAGGUAAUCCU